AUGGUCGAGGUGCCACUUGCUGUGGUCAGAAGUCUGAAGGCUACACUUGAUGCAUAUUCCAUUCUGGAGGACAGUGUAUCACGGGCAGAGGCUGCAAACCAGGCUAUGAUGGAUGCAAUCACUGCUGUUGCGCCCCAAGAGCCUGAAGAGCCCCAAGAGGUUGCAAGCAGCCCUGAAGCCAAAAGGCUGUCAGAGUCAGAGAGGCACCGUCUCUUCCAACAAUGUGAGAAACUGGAGGGGAUCCUACAUGAGCGUGAGGUGGCCAAGGCUACAAAGGAGAAACGCCGAAAGGCUAUGGCCAAGCAGAAACCCAAAGCAGUGGCCAAGAAGAAAGCCCAAUGCAAGCCAAAGGCAAAAGCAAAGGCACGGAGCGCUGCUGCAAAGCGCAGGGGAGCUGCCAAAAAGAAGGAAGUGGCAAAGAAAGACACAAAGUCAAAGGAGAAGAACAAGGACAAGGGCAAUGCCAAGAGCAAAAGGCAGGAUGACACUUCGAAGAAGCUGCACAGUGUCUACUCAAAAUUUUGGCAUGAAGCAGCUGCAGAAGGUCGAGACCCUGCAGAGCGGCGGCAGAUUGCAUGUGCUGCUCGCCGCCAGCAAAAGAGGCAAGCCUACGAUGAGAAGUUGGCCAAGGACCGAGAACGAGAAGAACUGGUCGAAGGAGGUCCCAGUGGCGGCUACUCCAAGCAACAGGUUCAAGCUCCGAUGGCUCGGGUGAAGACAGCACCCACCUUCGGCUCGAAGAGACAAGGGCGGAUGCGCACGGCGCAACCUGGAAGUGGCCCCUACUGUCCUCAGGAGUGGAAAGGUAUGGGCUCCGGGCAAGCCCUCCUGAAGAUGCUCACGGAUGAUAUCACUGCCGAAGAGAAGACUCAGAAACUCUUAGAACAAUAUGUGGCCCUUCCGCGCUGCAAGGAAAGACGGCAGGAAUGGGCAAGUGGUCUUAGAGGCAAGGACAAGCAAGAUCUCAAAGCAGCAGCGAAGAAGAAGGAACAGCAGGAGCGUGCCAAGUGGUCUGCGUGGCUCAGUAAUGGCGUGCAAGCCGCCAAGGCUGACAGCAAGCCUAAGGCCAAGGCCAAAUCCAAGUCCAAGCCUACUCCAAAGCCGCGUCCCAGCAAGCCUGAGGACCUAGCGCCCGAGGAGUUGGCGCCGGAUUCCGGGGCGGAGCCGCGGGUGGCCCAAACGGGCUAA
Messenger RNA from Durusdinium trenchii, 1188 nucleotides. NCBI's taxonomy places the organism in Eukaryota, Dinophyceae, Suessiales, Symbiodiniaceae. The record is from the annotation of a GenBank genome assembly.